AUGUCGCUGAAACCGAAGAAAAUAGAAUUUGAUGAAAUUUGGAAAGGGCUCCGGGAAACGGUACAUCAGGUGAUCACGCUGAAGAGCGUAAGACGCAGUGUUUGGAAUGAUCGGUUUGAUGAUGUGUACGCAAUUUGUGUUGCUCUUCCGGAACCGUUGGCCGAUCGGUUGUACUUGGAAACAAAAGCAUUUCUAGAAAAUCAUGUGCAAGAACUGCUGCUACAACGGGUUCUAAUAUCGGACUCGGAUCAUGCUUCCAAGGCUAAAAUGUCCGACGAUGGGACUUCCUCGUCUUCCCCGGCAACAUCAGAUCAGUUGCUGGCGCGUUAUUAUGACACAUGGAUGGAGUAUAGCCGUGGCUCACAGUACUUGCACAACUUAUAUCAGUACCUUAACAAUCAGUACAUCAAAAAACAGAAGCACAACGAGGCGGAAAUAGUAUAUGGGUGCAACCACCUUAGCGAUAACCAGGAAAAAAUGGAAAUCGGAGAGUUGGAGCUGGAAAUCUGGAAUCAGUACAUGAUACAGCGGCUAGGCAAUGAACUUGUCGAUCAGAUACUGAGCGGUAUUAACGCGGAGAGGUCGAACAAAACGACCGGGCAACAUAAUAAGAACACCGAAAUAAUACGUGGCGUGAUCCAGAGUUUUGUCGCUGUUCAAGAGGAUCGACGCAAGGGAUCGUUAGCCCUGUAUCAGGAACUGUUUGAAGCGCGUAUGUUGGAGGAAAGCGGGGAAAACUUCCGCAUCGUUGCUAGUGAACUACUGCAGGUAUGCAGCGUAAGUCAGUAUAUGGAAAGGAUAAUAAAGAAGUUCGAUGAGGAAGAGAAACUGGCAAACAUUUACCUUCAUGCCAGCUCCGUCCCUAAACUGCGCAAGGUAUGCGAAGAGGAAAUGGUGACUAAGCAUAUGAAUUUUCUAUAUUCUGAGUGCAAGGAAAUGGUAGCAAACGAAAGGAUCGCAGAUCUAAGAAAUCUUUACAUACUUCUCAAACCAGUCACGGACGGGUUGAAGCGACUGAUCGACGUGUUCCUAGAGCACAUUAAAGAGCAAGGCAAAAAAACGAUUGCCUGUAUGAAGGGAGACUCGGUUCAUAUACAGUUUGUCGAAAAUAUGCUCGACGUCCACCGGAAGUACGAGGAACUGAUUCACAGUACGUUCAAAUCUGAUCCACUGUUUCUAGGGGCUCUCGAUAAGGCUUGCGCUCGUAUCAUCAAUGAAAAGCACAGCAAUAACCAGGUGUGUCGUAGCGCCGAGCUGGUCGCUAAAUACUGUGAUAGUUUACUGAAAAAAUCGAAAACAACUGAGGGUGAAAUCGAUCAGAAACUGACGCGCAGCAUCAUCAUCUUCAAGUAUAUUGAAGAUAAAGAUGUGUAUCAAAAGUUCUACAGCCGCAUGCUGGCGAAACGAUUGAUUCACGAGCAGUCGCAAAGCAUGGACGCCGAAGAGCUUAUGAUCAACAAACUUAAACAAGCGUGUGGCUACGAAUUCACUAACAAGCUACAUCGCAUGUUUACCGACAUAUCCGUUUCGACGGAUUUGAACGCGAAGUUUAGCAAAUAUCUAAACGACAAUGAACUUGAGACUGGUAUAAAUUUCACCGUCAAGGUUCUACAGGCUGGUGCGUGGCCUCUGGGACCAACACAGGCGGUUGCUUCGUUCGCCAUACCGCAGGAGUUUGAAAAGUCGAUUCGCUUGUUCGAAAAGUUCUACCAUAUCAACUUUAGCGGUCGUAAACUGACUUGGCUUCUGCAUUUGUGCCAUGGUGAGAUGAAACUAUCGUUUGAAAAACGCAACUACAUCGUUACAAUGCAGACCUACCAAAUGGCAAUACUGCUAAUGUUCGAGAACACGGAUAAGUAUACAUGCAAGGAACUGCAGACGUCGCUGCAACUCCAACAGGAAAUAUUCCAGCGACAUCUGCAGAGUUUGGUAGAGGCAAAAAUUCUGUUGCUCAACGAAGAGAAAAUGAACGACGAUACAGAAGUUAGCAUCAAUAUGAAUUACAAUAACAAGCGAACCAAAUUCAAAAUAACUACCAAUUUGCAGAAGGAAACACCACAGGAGGUCGAACACACUAUGAAUGCCGUUGAUGAGGAUCGAAAGAUGUACUUGCAAGCUGCAAUAGUGCGCAUCAUGAAAUCUCGAAAAGUGCUACGCCAUAAUGCCCUUAUACAAGAGAUUCUUUCUCAAUCCAAGGUCAGCUUUGCACCGAAUGUGUCCAUGAUUAAGAAGUGCAUCGAGUCGUUGAUCGACAAGCAGUACAUCGAACGAACGCCUAACUCGGGAGAUGAGUACAGUUACGUUGCAUAAAGAGAACAGCAAGCUGAAAAUUCACAUGGCUUAUCGAAUCCAACUUUGGAGGAUUUUUUUCUUAAAAAGGAGCAGAAAAAGCACUUGUGAAGCUCGCGUACAUGACUUAUAGCAAUUUUCGUUUGAAAAACGAUUAUACCUGUUAUACAAAAAAAUGCUGUAAGAAAGAGCAGAAAUGCGCAGCUUGCGUUUGAAACGAUUAGUGUGAUUCAAUUUUAAAACUGUUGAGUUUCCCAAAUUUCGAUGGAAUUGAGAAGCGAAUUGCAUCUGAAUGGCUCACGAUGGUUUCAAUGGGUUUGUUGCGUGUCAGUCAGUUAGCCCUUCAGUACGAAGAAAACGUGAUCUCCAAACAACAGCUGGUAGUUUGUUUGGCGCUAAUUGGACAUUUUUGUUUGUUCAGAAACACGAUCGCGAACGUGUUUUGUAUUUUGUACGAUCUUGUUUAUACAAUUUUCAUGUAAAUAAAAUCUUUUGUAUGUGUUCAUGUUUUCUUUAAAGUAGAAUUAUGUUUCGAUCUUUGUUUUUAAAGUAUUUUUUUAUUGACU
Messenger RNA from Anopheles nili, 2855 nucleotides. RefSeq names its product cullin-2 (gene Cul2). Gene Ontology annotation, molecular function: ubiquitin protein ligase binding. The record is from RefSeq and is a predicted model, not a curated record. Gene Ontology annotation, cellular component: SCF ubiquitin ligase complex; Cul2-RING ubiquitin ligase complex. The transcript is spliced from 11 exons. The coding region runs from base 1 to 2310 and encodes 769 amino acids. NCBI's taxonomy places the organism in Eukaryota, Metazoa, Arthropoda, Insecta, Diptera, Culicidae. Gene Ontology annotation, biological process: protein ubiquitination; SCF-dependent proteasomal ubiquitin-dependent protein catabolic process.